AUGGACGUGGCCAGCCUCCACAAUAUCCUACUGCACACGUUCAGCAACGACGAGGUGGCGCGCAAAGCCGCAGAGGAAGCCGUCGCGGGUCUCCACACCGUGCCUGGCUCCGUGCAGCUGCUCGUUCAGAUCACGGUCGAGGCCAGUGUGACGCGCGAGAUCCGCCAGGCAGCCGCCGUGUCGCUCAAGAACUUGGUACAAAAGUACUGGGAGGGCGCGGAUGGGCCCGGCGGGAAGUGGAUUCAGAUCAUCAAUCCCGCCGACAAGGCACUGGGUCGCCAAAACGCCCUUGAAGCGCUUCUUGUAGCGCAGGACUCGAGUAUUCGCUCGCUCUUGGCCGAAACGGUCGCGCACAUUGCGCGUUUUGACUUCCCGGAGACAUGGCCGACGUUAGUCGAUGACAUUUGCAAAAAUGUUCAGAGCGGUGAGGCCAAUCGCAUCAUUAAUGCACUGCUGGCUCUACGUCGAGUGGUCAAGAACUUUGAGUAUCGAGCUGAUGACCGUCUGGGUCCGCUUUUUAAGCUCGUGGAGGUCGUCUUUCCCAUGCUGCAGAACAUGAUGGUGCAGAUGCAGUCGAACAACUCGAUCGAGGCGGCACAGAUGAUGCACCUCAUUUUGAAGACUUAUUGGUCCUGUAUCAAGACGAGCUUGCCACCGUAUCUGGCUCAGACAGAGCUGGUCGUGGCGUGGAUGGACAUUUUCCGCGUGAUUAUUGCCAAGCCAUUGCCUGAAGCUAGCGAGGGUGGCGAACCUGCUGGACAGCCAAUUGAUGAGGAAGAGCGUGGCAACUGGCCGUGGUGGACACUGAAGAAGUGGGCGCUGCAAAUACUCUGCCGCUUCUAUACACGCUAUGGUAACCCGAAGAAGGCCGAGGAAGAGCACUUGCAAAUGAGCACUGUAUACCGCAACCAGAUUGCUCCAGGCCUCCUGUCAUGCGUGCUUGAGACUCUUGCGUUGCGGAAAAACGGACGUUUUUGUACGGAUCGGGCGGUGCAGCUCGCGCUUGUGUUUAUGCAAGAGGCAGUUGACUCGGCUAUCACGUACAAGCUGAUCAAGCCACACCUCGGUUUCUUGCUGUUCGAGGUUAUCCAUCCGGUGCUGUGUUUGACGCCGAAAGACCUGCAGUUAUGGGCGGAAGACCCGCAUGAGUUUGUGCGCAAGACAAACGACGUGUUCGAAGACUUUUUGGAUCCUGUGUACGCCGCGUCGAACCUGCUGGCUGACUUGUGUACAAAGCGCGGGAAGGAUUGCUUGCCAAACGUGUUGUCGUUUUACAACAACAUCUUGAACACGUACAUUACGGCUCCGGAUGACAAGAAGGAUUACAUCCAAAAGGACGCUGCUCUGCACGCUCUGUUCUCGCUGGACGGUGUGUUGACGAAGUCGAAGGCGCACAAGGACCAGGUCGAAUCAAUGAUUGUUAUGCACAUUCUGCCAGAAUUUGCAAACCCCCACGGCUUCCUUCGUCUGCGUGCUUGCAAGAUCUUCUCCCGCAAGUAUAUUGAAGGGAUCAAGUUCAAGGACGAGCAGACUUUGAUCCGCAUUGUCAAUGGCAUGCUCGAUGCUAUGUUCGACCCAGAGCUGCCUGUUCGUAUUGAGGCCGCCAAGACGAUCCGUUUCGUCGUGAUGUACCCGCACUCGGACACCGUUGUGGAGGUGCUUCGCCCACGUCUACCGCAGAUCCUGGAGCAGUUCUUCAGCCUCAUGGACGAAAUAGGCAAUGACGAGGUUGUCGUGGCUCUCGAGCACAUUAUUGACAGGUUCUCAUCAGAGAUUGGGCCGUUUUCGCUGCAGCUUGUGGCUAAGUUUGUCGAGUUCUUUGGACAGUUUACUGCUGUCGCUGAGGAAGAUGAAGACGCGUCGCUUGCUGCGGUGUCGUGUCUUGACGCGAUCAACACCAUUUUGAUGAGCAUACACAACCACCCGGAACUGUAUGCUCUCAUGGUGCCUACACUUGCACCGGUGAUUCGCAAGAUUCUCACCGACCUCGACUUUGUCGAGUACAUGGAGAGCGGCAUCGAUAUCUUGGGCUCGCUGGCGUUCUACAGCCAGAAGAUCGCACCGCAACUCUGGGAGCUCUUUCCGCUUGUUUUUGUGAGCUUCAACGACUGGGCAUCGGACUACCUGACGAACUUCGUACCGGUUAUUGACAACUUCGUGGGUCGUGACAUCGACGGCUUUCUCUCGGGCUCUGUCGUUGAUCCAGCCACUGGAGCGAACGUGCGUUACCUGGAGCUUGUGUACAACAUGGCCAAGACCGUCUUCGAAAGCGAAAGCGUGCAGGAGGUCGACUUAUGCGCGGCCUGCCGACUGCUGUACUCGCUGCUGCACAACCUCUUUGGCAAGGUGGACGAGUGCAUUCCUCCCAUCACGCACAUGGUGUGCACGAAGCUGGCAGAACCACUUGUGGACUCUACCGCACGCAACUUGCUGGGUGUGUUCAGCAGUCUGCUGCACUACAAUUCAGCGCUCACCCUCGACGCUCUCAAUUCCCUCGGCGCUGCUGACGGCGUGUUGAAGAUCUGGUUGAGUGACCUGUCUCGAUACGACAACUACCUAGACCGCAAGCUGUUCGUGCUGGGUACAAUGUCGAUUCUGCGUGCUCCUGGUGACAAGAUCCCGACUGCUCUGCGCCCUCACAUUAAGCAGCUGAUCCAGGCUGCCAUGAAGGUGCUUGUCGAUGCGAUCCAGAACCCAGCUGCCGGUAUCUUGGAAGAUGGGGAGGAAGCCGAUAGCGACAACGAAAAAGGUGAGAACCUCGAGGGGCUGCUGGAAAACGGUGGCUAUGCCUCGGAUGAAGAUGCCGAGGACGUGGUUGACGACCAGUACUAUGCCAUUCUUCGCCAGUUACGCGAGGAAGCCGAGGGCCAGUUCAGCUAUGAUGACGAGGGUGACGACGACUACAUCAGUCUGCUAGACGAGGUGGACGAGGUGGAGUUCUUCCUGAGCUCGCUUCAGGGAUUCGCCCAAGCUUACGCUCCCGAGUACCAGGCUUUGGGACUUGAGGCGGACGCGACGACGCAACAAGCUCUUGUGCUCUUCCAGGCGGAACAUGCCAAGAGACAAGAGGCCCAGGCAGCGCAGAAAGCUCCGCAGUAA
Peronospora matthiolae is the source of this 3099-nucleotide messenger RNA. The record is from the annotation of a GenBank genome assembly. Lineage: Eukaryota; Oomycota; Peronosporomycetes; Peronosporales; Peronosporaceae.